AUUUAACGAGGUUAUCUGUCUGGGCUUGUUUACAUUGGAAUUGCAGCUGAUUAGACGCGAAUCGAGUUUGGGCGUCUCCACAGUGAUCAGUUGAAAGUGAAACUCAUCUACAGAGGAUGCUGGAUGUGGUGGCUGUCCUGCUGGUCACCCUGGCAGUGGCCUUUUGGUUUGUUCGAACGCGAUUUAGUUACUGGACACGACGGGGUAUCGGAAAUGAUCGUGCUCGAUUUCCCGUGGGCAAUAUGGAUGGGUUCCGAAAAACGAAACACUUCAUUGAUAUUGUGACCCCUUUGUAUGAAAAGUUCAAGAACAAUGGAGCGCCCUUUGCUGGUUUUUUUAUGAUGCUUCGACCUGUGGUGUUAGUCACUGAUCUUGAACUUGCCAAACAGAUUCUCAUUCGAGAUUUUGCUAACUUCGAGGAUCGUGGAAUGUAUCAUAAUGAACAAGAUGAUCCUCUGACCGGUCAUCUAUUCCGCAUCGAUGGACCCAAGUGGCGACCCUUGCGACAGAAGAUGUCGCCCACCUUUAGUUCCGCCAAAAUGAAGUACAUGUUUCCCACAGUUUGCGAGGUUGGCAUUGAACUUGGUCAAGUAUGUGGCGAGUUGGCUGAUAAUGCCAUGUGCGGCAUUCUUGAGAUCGGGGAUCUGGUGGCCCGCUAUACCUCCGAUGUCAUAGGACGAUGUGCUUUUGGCGUGGAUUGCAAUGGCCUCCGGAAUCCUGAGGCUGAGUUCGCCAUAAUGGGCAGAAGAGCCUUUUCCGACCGUCGACAUGGCAAAUUUAUUGAUGGAUUCAUCGAAAGUUUUCCUGAUCUUGCAAGAUUUUUGCGCAUGCGUCAGAUCCACCAGGACAUUACGGAUUUCUAUGUGGGCAUCGUACGAGAAACUGUGAAGCAGAGGGAGGAGCAGGGCAUCGUGAGGAGCGACUUUAUGAACCUGCUAAUAGAAAUGAAGCAAAGAGGUGAACUCACGAUCGAGGAAAUGGCCGCCCAGGCUUUUAUAUUCUUUGUAGCUGGUUUUGAUACCUCCGCUUCGACCCUUGGGUUUGCCCUGUACGAGUUAGCGAAACAGCCGGAACUGCAGGAGAAGCUGCGUCAGGAAAUCAAUGAGGCUUUGCAAUUGCAUCAGGGAGAAUUUACCUAUGAUUCCAUGCAGGAGCUGCGCUACAUGGAACUAGUCAUUGCUGAAACACUUCGAAAAUAUCCUAUAUUACCGCAGCUAACUCGAAUCUCCAGACAUUUAUAUGCCGCCAAGGGUGAUCGCCAUUUCUACAUUAAGCCCGGUCAAAUGCUACUGAUCCCAGUCUAUGGGAUUCAUCAUGAUCCUGACGUAUAUCCAGAGCCCCAUAAGUUUAUACCAGAACGGUUUUUGGCCGACCAACUGGCUCAGCGACCCACCGCCUCUUGGCUGCCCUUCGGCGACGGUCCCCGAAAUUGUAUAGGAAUGAGAUUUGGUAAAAUGCAGACGAUCAUUGGCCUGGUCAGCUUGCUCAGAAGCUUUCACUUUAGCGUCUGUCCGCGAACAGACCCAAAAAUCGAGUUUGUGAAGUCGAAUAUUCUGCUCUGCCCCGCAAAUGGUAUUUACUUGAAGGUACAAGAGCUAAGUCAAGUGAGAAGAUAGUGAGUUUUAUUAAACAGCUUUCACCGUUUUUGUAUUCUAAUGUAUAUUUUAAAAUGAUUAUAUUAUUAUUAUUAUAAAAUACAUAUAAUACUAAUACACUUUUUAUCAAUAUACGAAGUAGUUAUUUGUAUUGUAUUUGAUUACAAAUGCAAGACAUGCCAGUUUAAAUCUAACCUAUCUUAUAGCAAGGCUUAAAAUUUGAUUAAAUAUUUGUGUCGACUGGCUUUAUCUGAAAUGUUUGAAAGUAUUUUGUAGAACGCAUUUCGCCAGCGCCCGAGAAAUUCAAUAAUAUGUUCUCUUUUCAUAAUAACACCCUCGACGUUUUGUUGUUCCGUGAGAAGAGUCAAGUUUUGUGUAUCCAUUUGCAAAAAGACAAUAUAAUUGUUCUUUUAAUUCAAUCGAUUACGUAAGCAUGAGAUUGUUAUGAAUAAUAAAUACACUCCCAACAAGC
Messenger RNA from Drosophila eugracilis, 2067 nucleotides. RefSeq names its product cytochrome P450 6a22 (gene Cyp6a22). Gene Ontology annotation, molecular function: oxidoreductase activity, acting on paired donors, with incorporation or reduction of molecular oxygen; iron ion binding; heme binding. The record is from RefSeq and is a predicted model, not a curated record. The coding region runs from base 117 to 1616 and encodes 499 amino acids. Lineage: Eukaryota; Metazoa; Arthropoda; Insecta; Diptera; Drosophilidae. The transcript has 2 exons.